AAUGAUAGAUUUUAUAGAAAACAAAAUAGUAAUAUGAAAAUGAGCUAGGUGAAACAUAUGUUUGUUUCUGAACGAAUGUCAUCUGGAGUCUUUGACGUAGACAUUGCAUUAAUGUUACCAGCAUAAAUAUAAUGUGAAGCGCUUUAGCAGUUUUUUAUAUCCACUUUUUAGUUACAUUAUUUUAUUAAGGUCGUUUUCCACGUUUUAGAUAUGACAGUGUGUGAUAUAAGUGUUACGAUAGAGUGGCGCUGAUAUUAACAAGUGAACAACCGGUCUAUCAUCAUGGAUACCCCAACAAUGGACACUAUUUACCAGGCCAUAAGCGCCUUGUAUGAUAACCCCAAUGCUAGCGAAAAAGAAAAGGCCUCGCUAUGGCUAGGGGACAUGCAAAAAUCUAUACAUUCGUGGAAGAUAGCCGACGAGCUUUUACAACAGAAGAAAGACAUAAACUCAUGCUACUUCGCUGCUCAGACGAUGAGGUCCAAGGUGCAGCACAGCCUGUCCGAACUGCCCCCUGAGGCCCUGGUGUCGCUCAGAGACUCCCUGGUGGCUCAUCUAGAGAGCACCUCCCCAGAGACCAGUGCCUCGGUGCUCACGCAGCUGUCCCUGGCGCUGGCAGACCUUGCUCUACAGAUGCCUUCCUGGCAGAACUGCAUUGGUGACCUAAUUAAGUCAUUUUCAAACAAAAAUGAUUUUGCCCUUCUAGAAAUAUUGACUGUGUUACCUCAAGAAAUAGACUCUUCUAGCUUGAAACUUGGUGAAAACAGGAGGGAAGAAAUUAAGUCUGAGUUAAGGUCAAAUGCUCACAUAGUUACUUUAUUUCUUAAAGAAAGUAUCACUAAUUCUCAAAAUACACAUGUUGCACUAAAAAUCAUUAAAUGUAUGACAUCUUGGAUUCAAGUGAGGGCUAUAAAUAUACAGGAGGUUCCUCAGAAUGCAGUCAUAGGGUUCAGUUUACAGGUAUUAAGAGAUCACAAUUCUAUAAAUACACUGCAUGAUGCAGCUUCUGACUGUAUUACUGCAUUACUGCACUGUUUAGAGGAAAAUAAUAAUAAUGACAAUAUAGAGAGACUGUUAUUUGAGAGUGUGUCAGCUUUGGAGGAGAGUUACCACAUGGCAGUGGCUCAUGAGGAAGAUGAGAAGGCUACCAACUAUGCGAGAGUGUUCACUGAGUUGGCAGAGACGUUUCUGGAGAAGAUCAUCAUAUCUAUGUCUGGAGGAACAACACACUUUGCUAUGAGGUCUCUGGAGCUGGCACUUGUGUGUGUCGGACAUCAUGACUAUGAGGUAGCAGAAAUUACAUUCAACCUCUGGUACCGGCUGUCAGAAGAAGUGUACCAGCGUGACUACCAGCCUCUGACGGAUUCCUUCAAGCCUCACAUUGAGAGGCUCAUCGAGGCGCUGGCGAGGCACUGCCAGUGUGAGCCUGACCAUACCCAGCUACCUGAGGAGGGGGAUGAGUUCUAUGAGUUCCGCAGCAAGGUAAUGGGCCUGAUCAAGGACGUGGUGUUCAUCGUGGGCUCCAGUUCCGUGUUCCGGCAGAUGUUCUCCGUGCUGCACGCCGACAUCAGCUGGGAGCAGACUGAGGCAGCCCUAUUUGUGAUGCAGGCUGUUGCCAAGAAUAUAUUGCCUGAAGAAUACGAGUAUGUACCCAAAGUCGUAGAAGCCAUUCUAUCAAUGCCUGAGGGUGCUCAUUUAGCUGUCCGCAAGACAUGCAUCUUGCUGCUGGGCGAGCUGUGCGAGUGGAUCGAGCGCCACGUGGAGUGCCUGGAGCCCUGUCUGCAGUUCCUCAUCCGAGCGCUGCAGGAGAAGCAGCUUGCUUAUGCUGCUGCUACUGCGCUGCAGAACAUCUGCCGCGCGAGCCGUGCCCAAGCAGCGCAGCAUGUAUCAGCCCUACUUCAGGCCGCAGCCGCAUGCGAAGCCCUGGCGCUGUGCCCGCAGGCCUCCGCCGCGCUCAUGCGGGCACUCGCCUCCGCCAUCGGACGCCUGCCCAACCAACAGCUAACUGUUGCGAUGCGCGAAGCCGUCGCCGUUCAGAUCAACGGGCUAUCCGACCUUAUGAAGAGCAACUCCGAAGUACGCAAGGGGACAAGUACCGACCCUUGCGUGUGGCUGGACAGGAUCGCGGCCCUCUUCCGAGAUGUGGACGUGGCUAGCUCAGCUCUGAGCGAGGGCCAUCCUUGUGUGCCAGCGUUGUCUGACGCGUGGCCGGUGCUGCAGGCUGCUUUGGACCGGUACGCGACGGACGGGAGAGUGAUGGAGCGGUGGUGCCGCUGCGUGAGGUUCGGCGUCCGCAUGGGAGGGAAGCGAGCUGCCGCACUGGCUCCAGCUUUGGCCAGUCGUCUCCAACAGCUGUACCGCAUCAGGCCGCACUCGUGCGUGCUGUACUUGGCGUCGGUACUACUUGAUGAGCUGGCGGGGGAGCCGGCCGCCGUGCCGCCGCUCGUGGCGCUGCUGCAAGACGUCAUGCCGCAAGCCUUCCAGCUGCUGCAGCAGGAACAUGGCCUGAAGGAGAACCCGGAUACUGUUGAUGAUCUGUUCAGGCUUUGUAUAAGGUUCCUGCAGCGCAUCCCGCUGGAGUUCCUAUCGUCGGGCGCGGUGUCCACCGUGCUGCAGUGCGCGGCGCUGGCGGCGGCGCUCGACCACCGCGACGCCAACUCCUCCGUCAUGAAGUUCCUCUACGACUUCGCUAAGGUCGCCAACAACACCAGGCCGGAGAAGCAGCAGAUUAAAUCUCUAGCUGACAACGCGCUCUCAACAUACGGCUCGGACCUGACCUACCGUCUCAUAGAAGCCAGCGUACUGCACCUCCACGCAUACAUGCUGUCGGAAGUGGGCGAGGUGCUGUUGGAACUGCUGGAGUGGCAGCGCGGCGCCGGCGUGGACUGGCUGCACCCCGCGCUGCAGCGCCUGCCCAGGGACCGCCCUGCAGUGGCCACGGAGCAGCAGUGCUGGCAGUUCCAUCAGUACGCUAUGAGGGCAGAGAAAUGCAAGGAAAUGACUCGGUUACUGCGAGACUUCGCGAGGCUAUACCGAUAAGACGUAACAUUUUAUAUUAUAAACAAAUUAUUGAUCCAAAACAGGACUAACAGAGUGACAUACUCGCAGCGAGUUCAGUGUCAAUAAGGACGAAUUUCAAAUGAGUAUCAAAUAUGAGACUAAGCUACACUAGUGAAGUGAAUUGACUUUAUAAAUAAACGGAAAUAUGUUAAAAAACUGUUAUAUGUAGCUAUUUGUAAGGCCUUGCAUCUGUGGCGACUAUUCACGUGGAAAUAGAAAAUAUAUUUCAUCAUAACUUUUGUUAAAUUGUAACACUCAAAUCACAGGCAACUAAUUUAGUUACUACAAGACUUGUGUGUUUUUAAUUUUGUUUUUAUACUAAUAAUGGACAAAUUCGAUUUUGUACAAUUUGAUUGUUAAUUCGGGCCUGUGAUUUCAGAACAAACAUGGACUCAAGUCUUAGAUAAUAUAUUCCUACCCAUAUUUGACUGAGUUUCUUGUAAGAUAUGACCAUAAAAUUGCAAUUCAAUUAGGGCCAAAAAUUGCCAAAAUUCUUCAAAACUUCAGUAGACUUUUAUCUAUCUAUAAAGCCAACAAAAUCUAGAUAGCUAAUUUAGUUAGACAAAUGAAAUUCUAACACAAAUAUUGCUCAUAUUAUGUACUUUAAUAAUACAUGCAUAACAAUACAAAUUGCCCUAAAUCAGUGUACUAGAAGUUUCCAAGAUAGUCGUCACAAUGCAAGGCUAGUUAUAACGGUGCGUGUAGUGUAGCGUGGGAAGCCAGAGCAAUAACGUUGAUUCAACAGUGCAUGUAGGUCUGUCUCUAUUUGUCUUGCAUUUCUUAUGAUUUGACCACAAUGUCGCGUUCUCUUGUAGAUUACGAAGAUAAUUUUGUCGUUUUUAUUAUUUGGUAAUAUUGUAAUAGGAAGAUGUGGUUAAUACUUUGGUAUUUGUCAAUUUUAUUGAAGUCUUGAAUAUUUUUAUCAUCGUUACGAAAUUGUACCAAUUAUUCAAAUCUGAUUUUAAUUAAUACUUACUAUGCACGUAGUAUUUCCAUGAUUACAAUCAGCUUUUUUUGUAUUCGUUAGGUGCAUAACGUAACUACAAGAGAACGUAGUGAAUAAUUUAACCAACUGCUGGAACAAUGAUCAAACUCGUAAUGUUACGAGGUGCGAACGAUCAGUAGGUAAGUAUCAACAUUGAUUGAUGCAGAUAUAUUUUGUUAUAUUAUACUCACUUUUAUUUGGAAUGUGAUACUAUGCAUUGAAUUGUAAAUAUUUAUUAUAAAUGUUUACUUUUA
Molecule: messenger RNA, 4299 nt
Organism: Helicoverpa zea (corn earworm)
Lineage: Eukaryota; Metazoa; Arthropoda; Insecta; Lepidoptera; Noctuidae
Gene: Tnpo-SR
Product: transportin-3
Exons: 11
Coding region: 283-3039 (918 amino acids)
Biological process (GO): protein import into nucleus
Cellular component (GO): nuclear membrane; cytoplasm
Source: RefSeq, a predicted model, not a curated record